CGAACGCAGGUUGCGCUAAUUCAGUCAGACAUGUCUCGGCCGUCGAAAGAAGACUGGGUUUGUAGUGACCCAAAAUGUAAAAAUGUUAAUUUUGCUAAAAGAGAGAGAUGCAACCGCUGUGAUAAGCCUAGGAAGCAUGGACCGUCAAGCAAAGGUGGUUCUGAGGUCGGUAAACAGUUAGCUGAGAAAAGCAAAGGACUUUUUAGUCCAGAUGAUUGGAUCUGUAAGACAUGUGGUAAUGUGAAUUGGGCUCGUCGAAACACAUGUAAUGUAUGCAAUGCUCCAAAAAUUGAUGUACAAGGUGAAAGAACAGGUUAUGGUGGGGGAUUUAUGGAGCGUGAUGAAGUCGUCGAGUAUCGUGAGCAUAGAGAUUCUGAUGAUGAAUUCGAUGAAUUUGGUCGUAAAAAGAAAAAUUUCCGCAGAGGUCAAAAUGAUCAUUUGACCAGCAGUAGUAAUCAUGAUUCAUCGGAUUCAAGUAAUCAUAAUCAUAACCUACAAGAAAGUCACAAUUCAGUUGGUCGCGAUCAAAUGGAUGAUAAGGCUAAUGAGGUGGAUGAAGACGACGAUGAAGAUGAGGAAGAAUCCGGUGAUGAUGCUGAUCUGUCGAAAUAUGAUAUCUGGGGUACAGAAGACGACGAGGAUGUGACUAAGAAGUCCGCCGCGACCAAUAAAAAGUCACAUAGUCGAAGUGCUGCUUCAUCGUCUUCAGACUCCGAUUCUGAUUCUGACUCAUCCUCUUCUUCUUCAGCCUCCUCUUCAUCUUCCAGCCAUGCUUCACAGUCGGACUCAGAAUCAUCCAGCAUUUAUCAUUGUGGAGAUAUUUCUCUGCUUCAUAGCAACGGUUGGGAGUUUACUUAUUCAAAACAUCUUUUGUAUUUUUAUACAUUCACUUGGAUGUUUAUUUUCGCUAUUUUUAAUUAUUGA
This is a messenger RNA of Trichobilharzia regenti, 924 nucleotides long. The record is from the annotation of a GenBank genome assembly. NCBI's taxonomy places the organism in Eukaryota, Metazoa, Platyhelminthes, Trematoda, Strigeidida, Schistosomatidae.